Molecule: messenger RNA, 729 nt
Organism: Lactuca saligna
Lineage: Eukaryota; Viridiplantae; Streptophyta; Magnoliopsida; Asterales; Asteraceae
Source: the annotation of a GenBank genome assembly
AUGGACGAUAACCUUGGUAUUGCUAUCGUUUUCCAUAUCAUCGUCGCCGUGGUGGCACUCAACCUUAUAUGUUUGUACUCAUUUCCACACCCCCCGAAGCUCUCUAUAGAGGAGUUAUCGGUUCCAGCCAUCAACACCUCGUCAAACCAGACCACUAGAAACAUAUAUUUCGACCUUAAACUCAGAAAUAUGAAUAUAGCAAUGGGUCUUUACUACGAUGACCCAUUAACCAUUGCAUUCUUUGCUUACCCAUAUGAUGAUCCCUACCAGAAAUAUGUGUGGUCAGGCACUUUCGCAGCCUUUUACCAAGGUAAUGGCAAGACUAAGCAUAUCAGAUCCCUCAAGGAGAACAACCUCCAAUUUCCAUCUACAGUGGUGAUUGACCAAGAAGAGCACACACAAGAUCUCGUAGAGACUGGUCAUGUCAGAACGCUGCUCAAGGAUCACCUCCUGCUGCCAUCCACAUUGCCAGAGACUCGUCGGGACUUGGUGGGUCCGAUACUUGUGGUGAAUAUUAGGAUCGCUGUGAUUAUUAACUAUAGAUUCAAGUACUGGGUCGGAUCAUCUAAUCAUCAACGCGAACUGGGUGGUAACGUGAUCGUUGACCUUAGUACUGGUGAGAUGAUCUCGACCGGAAGCGUUGAGUUGAAAGAAUCCGCAGCCCCCGCCGGAGGACCACUUAUGCUCGUGUUACUUUGUACUUCAUUUCUUCUUAUUAUGUGUAAUUAA